AUGGGCAAGAUCACAGAAAUCUUCUUUGAUUGCGACAACACUCUGGUCCUCUCAGAGGAGCUGGCCUUUGAGGCUUGCGCCGACCUGGCCAAUGAGAUUUUGGAGGAGAACAACAUCCCCGACCGUUAUACCGGCGACCAGCUCAUCAAGGACUUUGUCGGUCAGAACUUCCGCGGCAUGAUGGUCUCCCUGCAGAACAAGUACAACUUCGAGAUCGAGCCGGAGAAGCUGGAAGGAUACGUCACGAAGGAAGAGGACAAGGUCAUUGCCAAGUUGGAGGCCAAGGCUAGACCCUGCGUCGGUGCCAGUGAGGAGGUAGAGAAGCUUUAUGCCUCGAAGCAAUAUGGACUUGCUGUCGUCUCCUCUUCCGCUUUGCGCCGAGUCCUAGCCUCCAUCAGAAAGGUUGGCCAGGAUAAGUACUUUGACGAGGACAAAGUCUUCAGCGCUGCUACCUCUCUGCCGAAGCCGACCUCCAAGCCUGAUCCUGCUAUCUACCUGUAUGCCCUUGAGCAGGUUGGCAAGACUGCUGGCGAGACUGUUGCCAUCGAGGACAGCAAGUCUGGCGCUCUUUCUGCGGUCCGUGCUGGUAUCCCCGUUAUCGCUUAUGUUGGUAGCUACAACGGCGAAGAGACACAGAAGGAGAUGGCUAAAACCCUCACUGACCUUGGCGCAAAGACCGUCAUGUAUCAUUGGUCUGAGUUUGAGGAUCGUAUGAAGGAUAUCGAGAAUAGUCUCGCCAGCGAUGUUCAGUCGAGCCUUUGA
Messenger RNA from Penicillium coprophilum, 762 nucleotides. RefSeq names its product HAD family hydrolase. Bases 1 to 762 code for a protein of 253 amino acids. The record is from RefSeq and is a predicted model, not a curated record. The transcript has 2 exons. NCBI's taxonomy places the organism in Eukaryota, Fungi, Ascomycota, Eurotiomycetes, Eurotiales, Aspergillaceae.